Messenger RNA from Triticum aestivum (bread wheat), 797 nucleotides. Its product is annotated as heavy metal-associated isoprenylated plant protein 16-like. The transcript has 2 exons. NCBI's taxonomy places the organism in Eukaryota, Viridiplantae, Streptophyta, Magnoliopsida, Poales, Poaceae. The coding region runs from base 318 to 659 and encodes 113 amino acids. The record is from RefSeq and is a predicted model, not a curated record.
GGGAGAGCUUGUGAUUGUGAUCAGGACGCGCUUACAUGCACAUGGCUACUUGCCCAGUCGGGCACUUGUAUACUCACUGCGAGCUCAACUGCCACUGCUACGAAUCUUCUUACGACUAGCUUCGUUGGGAUCGCUCCUGAUAACUCUAGUUCUCUGCUCCCACUGCGUGCGUGUAUAUAAGGCAGUUACCCCCUCAACCAAAUCAUCACAAGCUAGACACUUGGCUGCAUCUCAUCAGCUUUGCCUGAAACACGAGCAUUCCCCCCAUCCAGUUCCUGUUUCUCCUUCAUAGGCAUCUAGCAAUCGAGGAGCAAGCAAUGAAGCAAAAGAUUGUCAUCCAGUUGAGCAUGUCGUGCGACAAACGCCGGUCCAAAGCACUGACGCUUGCCGCGAGAGCUGCCGGGGUGACGUCCAUGGGGAUAACCGGCGACGCGAGGGACCAGCUGGAGGUGGUCGGCGACGGCGUCGACUCGGUGUGCCUCGUCAGCUGCCUCCGCAAGAAGCUCGGCCACGCCCAAAUCAUCAAGGUGGAGGAAGUGAAGAAGCCGGAGGAGAAGAAGAAGGAUGAGCCGAAGCCAGAGCCCGUGCACCCGCCGCCCUACUUCUUCUACCCGCCCAGCUGCUCCUACUACCCCCACCAGUACCCGCUCUACUUCUGACCAUGUAACUGCCGGACCAUGCAUGUAGCUGCGAGAGAGCGAUUUUUACGUGCUUUAAUUUUGAUUUUUGUCAGCAACUACAAAUAGCUACAUGCGCGCGUGUAUAUUAAUUCAUUGAAGGAAACUCUAUCUAUUUAC